UUUUUAGCAAUCUCAUUCAUAAGUACCUCAGUUAAAGAGGUGUUUUAAAUCUUUCAGAGUGACUGUCACGCCCAGUAAGGAGCCGUUCAGAGUAAACGAAUCAUGUACCAGUCACGUACUCCUCUAACUGUUGCAGCUGCCCGGAAAGCUAGUUUUAGACAACUGGCUAGCCGUAGCUAGUUGGACAACAGCGAAUCGCUUUAUCAGCUUUUGUAUUCAGCUACAGUAUUUAGAAAAAAAUACCAUCCAGUGCAUAAACAGCAAGUGGAGGGAAAUUUACCAAAACUGAGAGUUUUCCAGAGAAGAAAUGGAAGGAGACGACUGCAGUUUUCCUCCAGAUUCGUCGGAUGAUCACUCACAAAGAGGAAGUGUUGCUUCUUCUGCAACUCUUUCACGUGCUCAAGAUGUGCUUAUAUACCUCUGUGGUGACAGCGCAGUACACUUAUCAGUAGAAGGGCUUGGCAGCGUCUCUGUGCAGGAGUUGGGCCGCAUUGUUCGUGAGGCUCUCCAUAUUCCUGAUUCUACACAGGAUGCUUUUGCCUUCUGGCUUUGUUCUCCACUGCUUGAAUUGCAGCUAAAGGCAAGGCAUCAACCAUACAAACUGUGUCGGCAGUGGCAGGACUUGCUGUAUCGCUUCACUGAGGCCUCAGAGGAAGACAUUUCACAAGAUGAACCAUGUCUCCAGUACCGUCGCAAUGUGUUUUACCCUAAAUCUAAAGAGCUGCAGAUAGAUGAUGAGGGCGUGCUGAGGCUCCUGUAUGAGGAGGCCAGGGACAACAUUCUCACAGGUCGAUACCCCUGCGAUCCCGAGCACUGGGCGACUCUCGGAGCCUUGUCUCUUGUUCUUGAUGAGGGAACUGGUCUUGACGGCCAACAGUUUACUUCGACUAUAAGAGAGAAGAAGCUGUCCUCUUUUCUGCCUGCACACGUUGUCAUGGGGAGCGGAGGUCUGCUCUCCACUCUGAGAGGGAAGUCGAGCCGUCAGGCAGGGCUGGAGCAGAACCUCUUGGAGGAGUACAGAAAGAUCAGCACAUCUGUUGGAAACUUCGCUGAGCCCACACAUCUCCUACACCAGUACCUCAACAAGUGUCACACUCUGCCUUAUUACGGGUGCGCUUUCUUCUCUGGGGAGAUUGAUAAACCAGUGCAAGGGAUUCUCCAGAGGGCCAAACGCAAAGCGGUCAAUGUUGGGAUCUGCCUGGAGGGAGUUUAUGUGAUGGAUGUCAAAGAAAAGCACGUACUGCUCGGCCUGCAUUUCAACGAGCUUUCCUGGGACCACAGCUACCCUGAGGAUCAGGGGGACUCACACAUUCUGUGGCUGGAGUUUGAUGGAGAUGAAGACGGCACUCCUGUCAACAAGUUGCUAAAGAUCUACUCUAAACAGGCGGAGCUCAUGAGCGGCUUCAUUGAGUUCUGCGUGGAGCUGAAGUCUGCGUCCGAGGGAGGAGCUGCGGCCGAUACGGACGGUGAGGUGGGUCAGUCUCAGCAGCCUGCUGGGCAAGACGGCAGCAACAAGAACGGACGUGGAGGACGACGCGGGAUGCUGCAGAGGCAAGGCAGUGUAGUGUGCAGCCGGGUCCAUUCACUUAACACCAUCAGCUACGUGGACAAUGGAAAAGAAAUCAAACGCUUGAAGCCGAAGAGAGCCGCGUCCUUCUUCACCCGACAGGCGUCUGCAACCACGUACUCUGCUGUGCAAGCGACGGAGAGCCUGGAGCAGGGUUAAGCUCACUGAUCAGCCACGCCUCUCUCUCAAAGACCAAACCUGAACAUUUUACACUGAGAUUUAAAGACUUGAUAAAAGCUUGAGACAUUUAACUGAUAAUAUAUUAACAUGCAAAGGACCAAGCGAGGGAUCUAAGUGUGAAUGACAAUAUUUAUCUGUUGAAGUUAUGUAUAUUAAGAGAGUACAGUAAUGUGAAAAACAAAAUGAUCUAUUAACCGCUAUGCUUCCAAGGUUAAACUGAAGCGGCUGUACAUUAGAUGGCCUUACAUGUAGAGAAUAUAGCAUUAUGCGAGCACCAUACGAUGGGCCUCCUUCAUGAGACAAGCCUUAGAGAACUCCUCAGACAUCGACUCCAGCUGAUGACUGUACGGUAUAUCUUUCUGCAGUGCUCUGGAGCUGCGUUUACUCUUCAUAGUCAAACAUGUUAAACCUCACUAGAGUAUAACCACUGCAUUACCUCUUUUUACUCUGACUGGGGGUUGAACACCGAGAAUAUCCCACCUAACAUUUUGUAAGAGUUGCCACAAACUCUUUACAGUCAGCAUGACAAGCACUUUCAGGGGACGAUUCGGGGGCGUGUUCCCACUUCUCUGCUUCUUCAAACUGCCAGUGCCUUGUUCUCAUGAAAGGGUGAAGACACUUUAGAAACGUACUGGUAGAAACACUUAGCGGUUAGCGUUAUUGAUCAAAGGAGUCCGUAUGGGAGCACCUUUUCUGUGUUGUGCAAGGUUCUUGUAAGUACAUCCUUACUUAAAGUUUGACCGCAUUAAUACAUGCUGAUAUUUGCAGCUGAUUAGCCUGAAUGUAGUCUAAUCAUGGACGAUAACAGGAUAACAUUUUACAGCAUCGAGCUGUAGAGGCUAAAAGUACAUAUUCAUCCUUACUGGAGAGCAUGAAUUGAUUCAGACUAAUAAAAUCAAAUUCAAAUCACAGAACACCCAAACCAAACAGUAAAAUGACGUAAAAAUGAAUCCACUUAAAGCUCCUGUCGAGCAAAUAAAGGUUGACUUUGGUAUUUUUCAACCUGGAUCCUAUUUUCCCAUUUUCUUGUUUAAACGUAUUCGGUGUUGAACGUGAGUGCUGCAGGCAGCGCCCACAAAACGGGCUGCAGUGUCACCACUUGGGGCAUUUGUACACUGUCAAUUUAAAGCUUGUUUUUGUCAGUGACAGGCUCAGAUUGUUAUUAGGUGUCUGUCAACAUUAUGGAAAGGAUCCCUACAGAGAUAGAUCUUUCUGUUAUAAUGUAGGAUUCUUUUUCGUUUCAUCAGAAAUGACGAACGACCCUAAAAUCGCUGGCAUCACCAGACUCCAUUUGAAUAAACAGUAAUUUUAGCGUGGAUAGCGCCAGCAUAUUUUCACAUCUAAGUCAGUGAAUUAAGAGUUUAUUUCAACCAAACCAGAGUUUGUGAUCGUUGAAACAGUGAAAACACAAGCAGAGACAGUUUCUUUGAGUUUUAUUUUGUUUCUGUCGAUUGUAAAUUAAGUCUGUUUUACGAUUCUAAAAUGACUGUUUACAUAAAUGGGGUUUGGCAGUUGUGAUUUGGGGGCUGUUUCUAGAUGUUCUAAUCCCUGAUACACAUACUUGAGACUAUGAGUGGGAGUGAUAGAUGGAUAGAAAAGUAGGACAGAGCGUAGGGAAGGCAGAGCCAAGGAGAGACAUUUGUGCAGACUGAAUUCUCCCCCCUACUCCCUCAUUUGAUGAGGGAAGAGAGAAGAAACUAACCUAACCCACUAAACAAAAAGGAUCUUACUCUAUCGUCUCUGUAGGGCUCUUUCCCAUAAUGUUGUCAGACACUUAAUAAUCUGAGCCUUUCAGUGACAAAACAAGCACUUUCAGUGGAUGCGCAGCCUGUUUCACUGCUGCUGGCUGCAGAGCUGUCCCUCACUACCAGUUUCAAAUCAUGAUUGUCUAUGUUAGUCACGAAAACAACUCAUACUACACCCUUAUUCCUGCCACUAAAAGGUCAGCACGUCACAUUCAAAGUUAAACUGCUUCAUUAGCACAAACAACAUCCGUGCACAGGUCUUGACUUGACUCUAAGCUGUCUGGUCAGACCUGAUUAGCAAAGUAAAACUGUUUGCGCAACUCUUGACAUGAGAGAGACAAAGAAAUAAGAAACCUUCCUGUUUAUCAGCACUACUCACUGACUCACAAAUUCAAACCGCAACUUAACUUUUGACUCAGUCUUGGUUGACAUUAUUACACUGCGGACAGGGAGCACUAUCUUUGUAUAUCAGUGUUAUCAACACCUGUUUUCAGCGUUUUUAAUUUUUUUUUUUUUUUUUUUAAAGUUUAAAAAUAGGACUGUUGUCUCAAACCAUUAAGGAACAUAACUGCUCUAGUUUAGCUGAAAAUUAAAUAUCACCAAGCUCCAGAUGUGCAUCUGGCACAGACCAGCUGACCAAGACCGUUUGACUCUGCUCUUGAAAUCUCAGUCCGUACACCAAAGCAAGCCUAUCUUACUGUGCUGCAACACAGUAUGCUACCUUAAUGCUCCAGAGACAGACUUCCACCACGUGACAGAGUCCUCCAGGUGUCUCUCUGAACUAAUGCUGAUACAGACAUGCUCUGUCUUUGUCUGUAACAUUUAACAAACCUCACUAAAGGCCAUUUGUAACACUGCCUUCCACUUACACGUAUGUCCUGAAUUGAGAUGUGGUGGCAUCAUGUAUUCUUCCUGAGCAUGCAAACUGCAGAAUGUUUGUACUUUUUCUACGCUUUCACUCAAUACGCAUCAGCUACCGUCUGUAACCUAACCCGCAGCAGUCCAGUAUAUUGUUGCUAACGUACACUAUGCAUGUCACAUUGUAGAAUAGGCAUUCCACAUCAGACUACACACCAUGUGAUACUGCACUAUUAAUACUAACACACUGUUUAUAAAUCUCUUUUUGUAUUGUUUGUUAGCUUUUAUGAGAGAAUAUUUUUAUUUCAUUUUCAUAUACUUGUCAGUGUUCGUACACAAGUGUGAAAUGAAGAAAUAGGUCAUUAUCUUCUCAAGCAAUCCCUUUGCAGAAGCAUCAAGUGCCUUUUUGUUUGUACUGAUUUGGUGCUUGGAAACCAGGAACGGACAGUUUUUGUUAUUGCUAUGGUUUAAACAAAACUGUGUUUUGUAAUAUAUUUCCCACAUUUUCAACUAGACCAUGCAUUUCAUCUUUCCUAGCUGAUGUGAGUACAUUGAUAUACUGGAUAAGUACACUGGGCUGCUUUUGGACAGUGUGUUGUGGUUCCUCUCAAUGGAGUGGUCAGUCUGCCUUCAUUGUAAUAUGUCUGAUAUGCUUUUCUUUUUUAAUAAACAGAUGCAAAGUGGGCCCAUUACUCUGAA
Messenger RNA from Epinephelus fuscoguttatus (brown-marbled grouper), 5049 nucleotides. RefSeq names its product FERM domain containing 8 (gene frmd8). Gene Ontology annotation, cellular component: plasma membrane; cytoskeleton. The coding region runs from base 308 to 1726 and encodes 472 amino acids. The transcript has 11 exons. Gene Ontology annotation, biological process: negative regulation of canonical Wnt signaling pathway. NCBI's taxonomy places the organism in Eukaryota, Metazoa, Chordata, Actinopteri, Perciformes, Serranidae. The record is from RefSeq and is a predicted model, not a curated record.